Messenger RNA from Spea bombifrons (plains spadefoot toad), 1469 nucleotides. RefSeq names its product ephrin B3 (gene EFNB3). Bases 322 to 1314 code for a protein of 330 amino acids. Gene Ontology annotation, cellular component: plasma membrane. Gene Ontology annotation, molecular function: ephrin receptor binding. The transcript has 5 exons. The record is from RefSeq and is a predicted model, not a curated record. Gene Ontology annotation, biological process: ephrin receptor signaling pathway; axon guidance. Lineage: Eukaryota; Metazoa; Chordata; Amphibia; Anura; Pelobatidae.
GAGAGCACAGCCUGCAGGAGACACACACAGAGGGAUAUAUAGGGACAGGGAGACAAAAAAAACCCCACUCUGCUCCUCCAUGCAUCCUCCCCUCCCCCACCACUUCUCAAAAUGACCCAAAUUCCCUCAAAAAGACCACAAAACCCUAAAUCUCACUCUCUCUGGCUCAUGGGGUCUCUCCAUCUAUGGCAGAACUUUCUACCCUAAACUUUCCCCCCUUCUCCAGAAGCCACUCAACAAAGGAAUCCUUCUGCACCCUGCAUUUCUAACCAAAAUAUUAGGAUUCUUUCAGAAUAAACAAGAGCCAACGUUUCGGCAACAAUGUCUCCCCGAGAAUUCCCCGCAGCCCUGUAUGUGAGGAUGGUGGUCACCUUGUGGGAUUUCUGCAUCAUAUCUGCUUUAAGUCUGGACCCCAUCUACUGGAACAGCUCCAACAAAAGGUUCCAGGAUUCGGAGGGGUACGUGCUGUACCCCCAGAUCGGCGACCGGCUGGACCUGCUGUGCCCUCGCUCAGAGCCCCGAGGGCCCUUCUCCUCCUCGUCCUACGAAUACUACAAGCUUUACCUGGUGGGCAGCGAGGACGAGGUGCAGUCCUGCGCCAUCCUACGAACCCCGAACCUCCUCCUGACCUGCGACCGGCCGGGGCAGGACCUCCGAUUCACCAUCAAGUUCCAGGAGUACAGCCCCAACCUGUGGGGCCACGAGUUCAAAUCCCAGAGGGACUACUACAUCAUCGCCACGUCGGACGGGACCCUGGAGGGUCUGGAGAAUCUCCGGGGAGGCGUCUGCGAGACCAAAGGCAUGAAGGUGACGCUGAAAGUCGGCCAAAAUCCAGAUGGCAGUACUCCGCCUCGCAAACCAUCUUCAUCUGGAAAGGAUUCUGGGCUGUCUCCAUCUGUGCCAAAUCCAGAUGCCCCGAACCUAGGAGGAGACAUGUCUGGCAACGCGACUAAAACUGGUGAAAACGGUCCCCUUCCUAACUCCCAUGUGCCUCUGGUGGCUGGGGCGGCCGGAGGUGCCGUCCUCCUACUGUUGGUGUUCGGAGUGGCGGGAUGGGCUUGCCACCGCCGCCGCCAAGCUAAACACAGCGACACGCGGCACCCGCCUCUCUCUCUGGGCUCCCUCGCUACUCCCAAACGCGGAGGCAACAACAACGGCCAUGAACCCAGCGACAUCAUAAUGCCUCUCCGGCCGUCCGAAGGGGGCGCCUUCUGUCCUCACUAUGAGAAGGUCAGCGGGGACUAUGGACACCCUGUGUACAUUGUCCAGGACAUGGCCAGUCAAAGCCCGGCCAAUAUCUACUACAAAGUAUGAAAGAGCCACCGACUUUGCUUCUUCUUGUAGUAUUUUUUUUAUUUUAUUUUAAUUUUUUAAGGGUUGGGAAGUUGUAGGAUGUUAAUGGGUUUGGGGGUCAAGAACCUUGAAAAAUGAAGGGUGGGAGGAGAACGAGCCCCGACAAAAUAUUUAAA